This is a messenger RNA of Coregonus clupeaformis (lake whitefish), 1665 nucleotides long. Its product is annotated as C-C motif chemokine 18-like. The record is from RefSeq and is a predicted model, not a curated record. Gene Ontology annotation, biological process: positive regulation of GTPase activity; inflammatory response; positive regulation of ERK1 and ERK2 cascade. Gene Ontology annotation, cellular component: extracellular region. Lineage: Eukaryota; Metazoa; Chordata; Actinopteri; Salmoniformes; Salmonidae. Bases 59 to 340 code for a protein of 93 amino acids. The transcript has 3 exons. Gene Ontology annotation, molecular function: CCR chemokine receptor binding; chemokine activity.
GAGGUGUUAACAGUAUUGGUCAUCUUCUACUCAUCAUCCUCUGUGGAAUCAACCAAUCAUGCGGUCCACUCAGAUCCUUCUCCUGCUGUGCAUCCUGGGAGCAGCCCUGUGCUCCGCUGCGUUGACCAACAAUGGAAAUAAUCCUGAUGAUUGCUGUUUCCAGUAUUACCAAAGAAGAAUCCCCAAACAAUUAAUUGUCGCUUAUGAAAUGACCAGAUCUGACUGCACUCAUAAGGGGGUCAUCUUGAUCACGAAAAAAAACUACCCCAUUUGUGCCAAUCCAGAUGAGCCUGUGAUUGACAGGAUCAUGAAGGCCAUCGAUGAGAGUAAAUUCAAGUAACCACUUCCCUGGAAGAAGGCUAAAAUCUGAACAUGCAUAAACUCUGGCUCCUACUUCAUUGUCAGGUCUGCUUAGAGUAACUGUUUUACUUCGACAUGUAGUGACAAAAAGUUUUAAAUGAUAUGCUAGCAAUCAUGAUAAUCAUUAAGUAGAUGCAUAACAUGUAUUGUUAUGAACAUGAAAUAGGUUGUAUCACUCAACAAAAGGACUUGCCAAGAAAAACUUCUAAAAGGACUAAUUCGAGGCAGAGAACAGUUGGAGCACUUAUUUAGUCCAUUGUUCAGGAUGAGUACAGGUGACUGACGUUUUGACAUCAAACCGAUGUCUUCCUCAGAGUGACCUGACAAUUGCACUUAGCUCCUAUUUAUAGCCUAGUGGCCUUCUGAGACACAACAAUGUAAAAAUUCAAAUAUCAUGAUUCAAGGUAAAUGAUAUUACGUAUUUUAUACAGUAUUAGUUAAUGUUAUCUUAUGAGCUGCAUAGGAGUUGGAGGAUGAGGAUGUUCCAUGUAUUUAUUUCUGUCAAUGGUGGGUGCCAGAAGGUAUGCGGGCCAAGGAGGUCUAGGGGGCCCAAUUGUGUUAAUCUUAGAAUGAGUACGUGAUGGAAUAUCCUUAUUAGGGUGCAAGCUGACUGGGUUGCAAGAUGAUACUAUUGUUGUUGGGAGUGACACUCAAUAAUGGUUGGCAACUCUUGGAUAGAAUUAGCUUGCAAACAAGUAUAUAAGCUAAGAGAUUUCCUUUGUUCAGGGAGUUCAGAUAGCAAUGGGCCACUCCAGGGCCGUUUGCUAUGUGAACCCGGUACCGCAAUAUUAAAUACUUUGAACCAACUCUCCAUCUAAGUGUUUAACUAUUCUCUUGCAUACUGAAUUACUUGAUGCCAGAGAAACUCGUCAUAACAGUAAAUAAAUGGCAAUUUAGCACAAUAAUAAUAAGAAGAAGACAAAUCAGGUGUCUAGUUGAUCAAUAGGCCAUGUUAAAAUAAAGUACAUACAUAGGUGAUAUUUAAGUGUCUGUGAAAGGCUGACACAGAGACCCUAACCCUAACCUUGAACUACAUGUUAUUUUUAUCUGUACAUUGUUGUGUCUCAGUAGGCCACUAGGCUAUAAAUAGGAACUAAGUGCAAUUGUUAGGUCACUCUGAGGAAGACCUUUUGGAAGUUUUUCAUGGUACCCCUUUUGUUGGAUUUUCGUCAUUGAACUCUCAUCUAUACAUUGUAUCGCUUUUUUUUAUAAGCUUUGCCUUUUUCUUCUCUCACAAACAUUUUGCAUGUAUGAACAAUACUGACCCAACAGGCCAUCUCUAUUGUCUGAUCUUAAUCAAUCUUA